This is a messenger RNA of Cladocopium goreaui, 1313 nucleotides long. The record is from the annotation of a GenBank genome assembly. NCBI's taxonomy places the organism in Eukaryota, Dinophyceae, Suessiales, Symbiodiniaceae.
UGAGCCCUAGAGCCCCCUGGCCGCGUGGCUGUGCAAUGACCGUCCAGGUUAGCUUGCUGGAUUUCCCUUGGGUGUUGGACUAUAUCCUGGCCACCCGCUUCAACUGCUCGCUGCGGCAGAUCCGUCAUGCCGUCUGCAGCAUUGUUCUAACUCUGAGGACAAUCCUCUCCGCAGCUGUGGAGUUGGGUCUUCUGGUUUCCCAAGAUGCAGACAUUGAUGGAUCCCUCUCUGCCAAGCCUUUCAUUGACAACAUGAUUCAUGUGAUCAGUGAGUGCUUGAAAAAUUUCCCUCUGUGCCUUGACUCCGAGUUCUUCCACUGCUUUCUGGAGCCGUUGCCGAGCCAUUUGAGAUUUCUUUGUGGAAACUUCCACCCCUUGACGCAUAUGCAGUUUGAGGACUCGUCAAAACAGAAAGCGUUUGAAGCCCAAACGAAGGCGAUAACGCAAGCACUCUCGGAGCUUCCAUCGCAGUGCUCCAAUCUAGAGCUCUACAUGAGCUCUCAAGAGCCUGUGCUGAAACAGAUCCAGCUCAUCAAGGAGCACCUUCGCGCACCUCUUUGGAUGCUGAUGCAUGACUUCCGAAGUCUACAAGGCGAGGAGAAACUUCUCGUUGAGGAUGUUCGGCAAGCUGUGAGAGCGACAGCGGAACUGCAGGCAAGAGAGACAGGCGAGUUACCCAAAUGGCCGCAAGUGCUUGGUGACACCCUGUUGCUGCUGUUGCCUUUGUGGAAACUGUCAGCUCUGGCAGUGGCCAAGGGUCAGGAAUCGUUGACUCACUUCGUUGCCGGGCCUCCACUCGGUGCCAAUUUGGGAGCACAACGUUUGCUCCGGCGCCUCAUUGAAGUCCUGCUGAGUGAGAAGGCAGAUUUCAUGGACAUCGCCCUGUGGUUUGCAGCGGAGCCAUCCUCAGCAGCACUCCUGACCAGCGGGGAAGCAGUUCGGUUCCUUUUGCCGGAGGCUGCGAAUGACGACGAGUUCGUCGGUUUCCGGCAAGAGGGCUUGCUUCGGACGCAGGAAAAUCUGUCAUACUUGCAAGGCCACCUCCUAAGGCUGCCGAAGCAGCUGCGAGUGCAUGUUUCGUCCUACUGGCGGAAAGCGGUGGAAGAGGUUCAUUUGUACUUGCAGCUCUACUUGAGAGUCAUUGAGGCUUUCCUGGAGGUUCAAAAAGAGGUUCACAGCUUCGUUCAGAACCAGCUUUUCAUUGAGGUCCUGCUUGGCCUGCCUUUGCUCACCUGGCUGUCUACUGAUGGGCUCUCGCUCCGUCAAGGGCUUCGUGCGUAGCUGUGAGAUGCGACUCGAACAUGCCGUUUCUUG